CAUUCAACCGCUCACCCUUUGCGUAGCACAAAACAGCUAAAGUGAUGAAAGCGAUACUAUUUCCUAAUCCAAACACUAAAUUCCUCGUGUUCCUCGUGAGUUAUUAUAUCAUAAAUAGCCUAUACAAGGCAUCCAUCAUGGGUAAGGAGACGACCAAAUCCACCCGUAUCCUAAUUGACUUUCCAUAACAACAAAUGCAGCUUUAAUAGCACUUCUGGCACCGUGAUCCAAGAUUGAGUAUGAAGUGCGAGAAAGAUCUCUGCCAGUCAUCGAGUCAUAUGGCAUUUGUUGGGUCAUUUGGAGGGGCGGUGUUUUCACAAGCUAUUUAAACUAGAGAGCAACACUUUCCCUGCGUUAUUUAUCCUGGAGUUGCGCAACGGGCCGGACCAUCCCUGGAUAACCUCCAUCUGCAGCGCCACCAUUGAUCACUCUUGAAAGUCGUUUUUUGGGUGCUCAUCCCUCACGUUUAUCUAAAAAUAAUGGAUUUUGAUUUGCCUCCUUCUGUCCCGGUGAGCGGGAUCCCGUGGGACAGAGUUCUGCCGCCGUUAUUUCCCCGGCUGAACGGGACGAUUGGACCGUACGCCUGGACCCCGACCGAACUUUUAAUUCCGGUUUCAGAGCACACCGGAGCGGCACAGGUUACCUGUGAUCAAAAUGGGUUUACUGUACAGGUUGAUGUGAAACACUUCAGUCCUGAGGAGCUCUUAGUCAAAGUUGUUGGAGAUUAUGUUGUGGUUGAGGGCAAACAUGAACAAAGAAAGGAUGGUUCGGGACUGGUGACGCGGCAGUUUAACCGGCGAUAUCGGAUCCCGAGUGGUGUUGAUAUCAUGGCAUUGGAAUCAGCCAUGUCACCUGAAGGAAUGCUUAUCAUCUCAGCACCUCUGCAACGAGAAGAUAACUCCAGACUAUUGAAUCACUGUGGAACAUAAUGCACAGGUUUAUGAAAGGCACCUAAAGCUUAUAUCUUCUCUCAUAUACACACAAAAGAGACCAAAAGCAAUGUCCAGUUCCUCCCUCUUCCCGACAGCCAACAUGAUAACUGUUUCAUUGCACUUGCUGAUGGCUUAGCACACAUCCCAUGAGCAAGACAAAUUUGUUCUCAUGUAAACAAGGGUCUUCUGAUUUAAAACGCUUAUACCAAGUAAACACAUGAAUGCCUACAUUGAAUUUGCAUUUCACAUUUAUGCAUUUGGUGUUCAAAGUCUACAUUUUAUUCGCAUCUGAACCCAUGACCAGAGACAGCCUUAAUAUAUUUUUCUAAAAAUGGCAAAGACUCUUCAACUAAGCAAAUCUUCCAAAGCCACGCUGGGAUUGUAAAUAAUCUUAAAUUAUUAAAAUGAUUAGCAAGUGUUCAAUUUGUUUUGAUCUUUUUGUGAUGUACAGUGUGAAUAUAAAUAAAUAUGUGAUACUCUU
Messenger RNA from Triplophysa dalaica, 1413 nucleotides. It is a transcript of the gene hspb6, whose product is annotated as heat shock protein, alpha-crystallin-related, b6. Gene Ontology annotation, molecular function: protein folding chaperone. The record is from RefSeq and is a predicted model, not a curated record. Lineage: Eukaryota; Metazoa; Chordata; Actinopteri; Cypriniformes; Nemacheilidae. Gene Ontology annotation, biological process: protein refolding; response to heat. The transcript has 3 exons. The coding region runs from base 480 to 929 and encodes 149 amino acids.